Molecule: messenger RNA, 1914 nt
Organism: Melampsora larici-populina 98AG31
Lineage: Eukaryota; Fungi; Basidiomycota; Pucciniomycetes; Pucciniales; Melampsoraceae
Exons: 6
Coding region: 1-1914 (637 amino acids)
Source: RefSeq, a predicted model, not a curated record
AUGUCUCAAAGUCUCGCCAAUACGAGAACCUCUUCUGCGCCAGGUUCAACACCAGUUUCAUUAAAAGCUUUACAACGUAUUGUGACAUGCAUCGAAAACAAUCACCUUCAACCAAAAAGUUUCAUUGAAGGUUGGUUAUCGUCAAAUGAUCCGGAAAUUGUGAAGUCUCAACGCAGGUGGUUCAUGGGGGUUGGUCUGCAGUCAACUGGUAGAUUGCUUAACGUAAUCCGAGAUAUCAUCUUGAGUACCAAGCCCGGUCAAGAGUUCUGGGACGGGUGGGUUUUAUCACAGGCGAUCAAAGUGGCCAAAAACCAACAACCACCAUCUGGUAGUGUUCCGAAAGGUUUCUAUAUCAAUAAAUCAAAGGUCACGCCAUUGAAUUUCGAUCACGCCGACAUUCACAAUCGAGACAUCCUCCUUGAAGAAUUGAUGCCAUUCCUGUAUAGUCUGAUUCAAUCAAUCUUUACUCAUAACCUACAGACACAAGUACAAGCAGCAGACCUACGAAAGUCACGGCGUAAAUCAAAAGAAUCCAAAACUUCAAAUACUUCUUCGAGUAUUCAGCCAUCUGGCCCAUCAUCAAACACUCAACCUGCUAUCGAUGGACAUAAUGACACUUUAGACUCAGAUGAUGAUUCAUUAGACAACUUCGAUGUUAGACCACUUGAGGAUUCAGAAGUUCGUGGUCUUGGAGGAAUGACUUUGGGUGAGGACAACGAGUAUGUACAGAGCUGGGAUGGCUAUGUUUUUCGAAAGUCUAAAGAUCAAGCACAAAAUCUCAAGAAUCGAAGACAAGAGUUAAAGAAGAAAUUGGUCGAUGUGAUGGGAGAGGACCAUUGGUUAGCUCCAUUCAUCACUCUUGACAAUAUUGACUUUCAAGAACAUGUUCACACACCUACCGUACAGAAGGAGAGCACUAUGUGUAACGGAUCUUGGGGUUACAUUCAUCGGCCGAAAAUACCGGAAGGAAUCCCAAUGGAUCACGACUCGUUCACUGCUGAGAAGUUGAACGCCAUAUUGAAUGAAGCGGAGCAGAAACCUAUCAGCAUUACGGAUAUUACACCAACACCAACCGAAAUCAAAGACUGGAAUUUAACUUUAAAAUCUCAGAUUGCACAAACUCUAGUUAAGUAUGUAGCCCAACCGAUUGAUGGGAAGAUGAUUCCAUACCGAUAUCCGCCUCAAGUUACUCCACUUCCAACCGAGAAACCCGACAUUAUGAUGUUGAAGAUGAUGUCGGCAUCUGACAACUCAACUGCAGGUGUUGGUGAUUUAUACAACGCGGUGUUAAAUCAGACCGGCCUAUCAAGGGAGACGCGAGUUAUGAAACUUAAUGUCGAAACUGUAGGGAAAGAGCGAGUGAAGAUGACACCCGAGAGAAUGAAGGAAGUGAUAGAUCAAACUUUUGAUCAGUAUUUUGGUCCCAAGGCAAUUCAGAAUGCUGAGUCCGAAAAUGACGAGAAACUACUAAGACUACUUCUCCGGGGCUGGAACGUCCAUCAAGCGGCUCAGAGAUUUAUAUUCGAUCAAUGUCCCACUGGUCAGUCCAAUACAUUGAUGCUGCGAGAAUUUCUCCAUCGGCUCAAGGGUCGCUCAGGUUUAAAUGACGUGUAUCAGUCGCAUAAAAACACCAUCGAUCAUAUAACACUGAGGAACUUUCUGCGAAUGGCUCACCAUCACAAUAUCGCCGCUAGUUCCCCUGGUUCUACCCUGAGAGGAGGUUUGCCCAAUGACAUGUAUGCACAAGGACUCAACAAGCUACGAGACUUUGCACGUCAUAAUCAACUAGGGCGAUUUCAUUGGCCGAAAGCGGGUGGAUCACACGCUCAAGAAGCUGCAGGUGAUGAUAUUAGUUUGGAUGAAGAUGAAAAUAGACAGUGUCACAAUGAUUCUCAUGGAUCUGAUUCAGAUUAA